Brassicogethes aeneus is the source of this 2874-nucleotide messenger RNA. NCBI's taxonomy places the organism in Eukaryota, Metazoa, Arthropoda, Insecta, Coleoptera, Nitidulidae. The record is from the annotation of a GenBank genome assembly.
AGAUUGUUUUUUAUUUGCUUAAACACCUUAUUACGGUGAUAUUCAUCAAAAAUGAAUCGACGAAGGCCAGUCAAUAAUAGUGAUUUCAAGAAACAUUUGGAUUAUGUUAAAUUUUUGAUGCAAAAUGCUCAAAUUAUUAACUGCUUUAUCGACCGGGAUGAAGCCGAGGAGCACUAUAAAACAUUUAUAGGGGUGGAAACUGUCGAUAGAAAUCAAUUUAAUGACUUUCUAAAACGGUUGUUGUACAGUAAAAUAAUACUCAACAAUAAAAACAAAAAGAAAAUAAAACUCUCCCACACACUUAUGCUUAAUAUUAGCUUUGAAAGGGUUACUGAUGAACGUAAAAUCGAAGCUAGAUAUACGUCCAAUGUUAGCUGCAAAUUGUGCAAAAAAACGUACACCAACAACAAUUUUUUGCAGCACAAAUCCACUGUACAUCAUAAAGCCAGAGUUGCCUACCUUUCUACUGACACCGCUGAAAAUACCAUGUUAAAAUUGUGCGAUGGUGAUUAUAACCUGCUGAGAAAAGUUACUUUUGCUGGCAACAACUUAAAUGUGAACUGCCAUCUAGUAAAUACGUCUGGAAAUAGCUGCAAAAUUCUCCACAUAUUUUCGUUGAACGUAUAUCAAAAUAUAAACGUUCAAGUUGGGUUGCCUGUAGUGUUAGGGAGCAACGAGUACGUGAAAUUGAAGGUGAUCGCGAAUUUUCGGGGGCGCAUCAACAUCAACCCCGUCAUAGCUGUUGUUUUCGAGGAAAAUGGGGUCGUUCAGUAUGACUUCAAAAAAAUUAAUGUUUCGGAUCAUACGGAGGUCAUAAUACCGGGCAUACCUCUACCGGAAAACAGCAAUUUUGUUGCUGUGAAUAAACUGUUGGCGUAUAGAGUGCCUGGAAACUUUCUUACAAUCUUGAACAAGUUUGUGAUGGCUUCACCCACACCUAGGCUAGGGCUUACACAGGAAAUAUACAUAAAUGCGGCAAACUACGACAAAUUGUCUCACUACUUGCUUUACGCUGAGGAAGACCAAAUGAAAAUUGAUAUGAAGGUGUAUAACACCAAAUCACAUUUGGAGCUUCUCCAUGGUAGUUUCUACAGAUUACAAGUACCAGGUUUGGCGGAGUCAAGGCCGUCUUUGAUAAGAGGCGACUCAGUGUUGGUGAGAGAAACCGAAUUCAGCAAAAUUAAAUUUGAAGGUAUCGUUCAUAGGGUCGAGCAAGCAUCGGUCCAACUAGGCUUCGAUGGUAAAAUUAAACCAUUUGCCAUGAGAAAUCAAAAAUUCUACGUCGAGUUCGGUUUCAAUAGGUACAACUUCAAAGUCCAGCAUACGGCCUGUCAGCUCGCAAAGGACCAUAAUUUCGUAGACUACUUGUUCCCAACAUUCAACACUUUCCAGUACUCCGACUUCGAACCGAACUACUUCGACAGGAACCUGAACGAUAAGCAGCGAGCAGCCGUUCGCAACGUCAUCAACUGUCCUGUCAACUCGCAGCCCUACUUGAUUUUCGGGCCGCCAGGAACUGGAAAGACAUCGACCGUGAUCGAGCUGAUCAGGCAAAUCCACAAGAGCGACGAGCAAGCGCGGAUUUUGGUGUGCGGCCCCUCGAAUUCGUCGGUGGACGAAAUCGCAUCGAGAUUGAUCGACAACAUCCCCAAGUCCGAGAUGCUACGAUUCGUUGCUCUAUCCUACUCCAGGAGCUUGAAAGACUCGAAAAUCGCCGACAUAAUCAACAAGAAUCACGAUGGUUGCUACAUACCGACAAUAGAACAACUACAAAAGUAUAAAAUUGUCCUGACCACCAACGCCAACGCCGGUAGGUUUUACAGCGGCGACGUUAAAAGUGACCACUUCACGUACGUCAUUAUCGAUGAAGCCGGGUAUUUGACCGAAGCGGAAACUUUGAUCCCUCUGGCGGGCGUUUUGACGAACAAACUGCACUCUGGCGCGGUGCAUGGCAAGCUUGUGUUGGCCGGCGACCCCCGCCAACUCGGACCCAGGGUCCACUCAAAAACCGCCCUCAAGUACGGUUUUGGAGUUUCUCUAUUGGAACGCCUCAUCGACAGCUGCGAAGUAUACCGACCCAAGGAUAACGUCUACGACGAAAAGUACGUGACGUUCUUGGAAAUGAACUACAGGUCGCACCCGGCGAUUUUGCACGUUCCCAAUGAGCUCUUCUACCAUGGCAAGCUGAUAGCAGCCGAGGUUAACUUUUCCAUGCUCUUCAACGACUGGGAGCACCUGAAGAGACCCGGCUUUCCCAUUCUGUUCCACAACGUGCAUGGGGUCGACACCAGGGAUGCAAACUCGCCGAGCUUUUACAAUCCAGAGGAAGUGAAAGUUGUUAUCGAGUACGUGGAAAAGCUUCUAGCCACGAGGGUUUCUGGUGUUCAAGUGAAGCAAGAGCACAUCGGCAUAAUAACGCCAUACAGGAAGCAGAUAGAAGUGCUGCAGGGAGAAAUGAAGAACAAAAACUGGAGCAAGGUUACGGUGGGCUCGGUCGAGCAGUUCCAAGGCAAGGAAAACAUGGUGAUCAUCGUUUCAGCGGUGAGAUCCAAGCGGGAGCUGAUCGAGUUUGACGAAAAAUUCGACUUGGGAUUUUUGAGCAACCCCAAGAGGUUCAACGUUGCCGUCACCAGAGCCAAGAGUUUGGUGAUUUUGGUUGGCAAUGGUGAUAUUCUGCAAUACGACAGGUGUUGGAGGAAGUACAUUGAAUAUUGUAUCGAGAACAAUUCCAAAAUUGGGCCGGAUGUUCUUUUUACCGAAGAUACUGGGGAGGAAUAGUUAUAUAGUUUAACCAUGUUUUAUUAUUUUAAAUAAAUAAAUUAUUUAUGUUCAUUUUGUUUAUAUUAGAUAUCCUUGGAGAGGGAAUGAAGGGGG